AUGAUUAUCCUAAAAUCUACGUUGACUGUUUUAAGUUUUUGUGGAUGCUGGCUACCACCAUCCUGGUCAAUUUCAUUUUCCAAACGUCUCGUAUAUCAUUUGUAUACAAUAUUUGUUGCUUUAAUAAUAUCAACCUUAGCUUUUUCACAAGCAAUAGGAAUUAUCUUAAACGAAGAUGUUUCUAUUGAUUCUUCCGACGACAUUUAUAUAUUUCUUGCUGAAGGAAUAUCUUGUUUUAAAAUGUUAAGUCUUGUGAUUAAUCGUAAUAAUAUUGUUAACUUAAUUAGUUCUUUGAAACAAGAACCAUACAAACCAUUUAACGAUGUAGAAACUAGGAUUCAAAUCAAAUUCGAUAAUUGGUCGAGAUUGAACACACAGUGUUAUUCGUUUUUACUCACGUUAUCCGUCUCUUAUUUCUUAUCUACUUCAUUAUUGACUAAUUUGAAAAAUAAACAAUUAACUUUUCGAGUAUGGUUGCCGUUUGAUAAUAACAUGAAUAAUUUAAUAUUUUAUUUAAUUAACGUGCAUCAAGCAAUAGCACUUAUAUUAGGUGCCAUGCUUCACGUUGCUUUGGAUUGUUUAAUAUUUGGUUUCCUUUUACACGUUUGUUGUCAAAUUCAAAUUUUGGAAAAUCGUUUGAUGAUGAUCAGUAAUGACAAUAAAUCUUUUUUAAGAUUAUGCAUUCGUCAUUACGACUGUAUAUGCAAAUUUGCCUAUAACGUGAAUAAUAUGUUCGAGUUGAUGGUAUUUAUACAAUUUUUUAUUACAACAUCGACAGUAUGUUUUACGUUGUAUCAAUUAACGAAAGUAUCACCAAUGUCAUUGGAUUUUUUUAAAAUAAUACUUUACAUGUGUUGCAUAUUAAUGCAAAUAUAUCUUUACUGUUGGUAUGGAAAUCUUGUUGCCACAAAGAGUGAAGAAAUUGCGAAGAAAAUAUUCGAAAUAAAUUGGACAACGUUAAACGAAGAUAUAAAAACAUGUUUGUUGUUUAUGACGAAACGUACGAUGAAACCAAUCGUUUUAGUUGUUAUGAAGAUUCUUCCCAUCAAUCUCGUUUCUUUCGUCAGUAUACUUAAAACUUCGUACUCGGCAUAUAACUUCAUGCAACAGACGGAUGUACAAUAAAAUCAAGAAAAAAGAAUAAACAAC
Molecule: messenger RNA, 1149 nt
Organism: Polistes dominula (European paper wasp)
Lineage: Eukaryota; Metazoa; Arthropoda; Insecta; Hymenoptera; Vespidae
Biological process (GO): detection of chemical stimulus involved in sensory perception of smell; sensory perception of smell
Cellular component (GO): plasma membrane
Molecular function (GO): odorant binding; olfactory receptor activity
Source: RefSeq, a predicted model, not a curated record